AGUUCAUUUCCGCCCGGCUCCUUUACUAGCAACACGCACCGUGAGCUAACCGGAUGUUGACAUGAAAACGUACACAUGCUAACAAUUCAUCUGGUGUAGUUUAAGUUUCUGGAAAGCAAAACGCCCCGGAAUAAGUCAAGAUGUCCGCGUCGCUGGUCAGGAGAGGAUUGGAACUGCUGAGUAACGACAUUAAAACUGGAAAUAACGUGAAGAAGCGGCAGGCAAGGACGCCCAAUACGGCGGCGGCAAAGGCGCUAGUGAGCACCAACCGCCAAGGUGUCACCCGGCAGGUGAAGCGGCUACAGGGUCGUCUCGGACCCGGCAAGAGCAAAGCGACGGUUAAGGAUAAGAUGAUCAAGUGCGCCCUGGACGAGUUCAGGAAAACAAAGGAGACAAGUCAGAUGACGGCCAACCUGAAAUACUUCACGAGAACCAGCUUCAAGGCCACCGCGUCGGACACAUUAAAAAUCCAGAACUACAACAAAGGAAGACUGUCCCGUAAUCGGCCCAAUCGGCCCGCCGCUCACAAGCCCAAAAAGACACAGUCGGUGUUCACCGAGGAGGAGUUCCAGCAGUUCCAGAAGGAAUAUUUUGGCAGGACGUGAAAGAAAAAAACAACACCUACACCCCGGAAACCAGACUUUGUUCAGAUUUGACAAGAAAUUGACGAUUAAAAAAAUGUCCUGUCUAAUGCUGAA
Molecule: messenger RNA, 698 nt
Organism: Hippocampus comes (tiger tail seahorse)
Lineage: Eukaryota; Metazoa; Chordata; Actinopteri; Syngnathiformes; Syngnathidae
Gene: rps19bp1
Product: ribosomal protein S19 binding protein 1
Exons: 4
Coding region: 141-605 (154 amino acids)
Cellular component (GO): nucleolus
Molecular function (GO): enzyme binding
Source: RefSeq, a predicted model, not a curated record